UAUAAUUAAAAAUUUAUAACAUCAUUCAGUGACACUUAAAUUAUAUUCACAUAAGAAGACAGGUUGUGAGUUGUAAUUCUCAUAAAGUUGUUUUGUUGAUCCGCAACGAUUUGUUUAAAGGGCUCCUCCAAAGAUGGAAAACUGGUUACUUAAAGCUGUAUUAACUGCAUCAGCGGCAAUUGUCUCCUGCUACCAAAUAUACAAAAGUCCCUGCAGGCGUUACUCUGUUUUCAAAAUAACGGACAGAGGACAAAAGGCUACUGGGGGACUUAUUACAACAAUAAGUGCCCCAUCUUUGUCAUUUUGCCUUAAAGGUUGCUUGGAUGUGUCCGAAUGUAAAUCGUUUAAUUUCAAAAAAGGUUCAAAAGACAACUGCGAACUUUUGUCUUUAACAAGACUUUCAGGCACAACUUUGGCAGAUGGCUGGAAUCAUUAUGAGCCCGUACAUCAAACGAUAACUCCUGGCUGUCUUGCUGCAGGGACAUCCACUGCAUGUCCCCCAGGGUAUAUAUGUGAAGACUCGUGCGAAACAAAUAGCAGAUUUAAAUGCAUUGACAUUGAUGAAUGUGCGAGCUUUCCCUGCAAAAAUGGAGGAACAUGUCAAAAUCUUGUCAACGAAUUCAAAUGUAUAUGCAAGCCUGGAUAUGCUGGUGUCAGUUGUGGAAAUGACAUAAACGAAUGUGCCAGUGGUCCAUGUUACAACGGAGGAAAUUGCAAUAACUACAUCAAUUACUACACAUGCUCCUGCAUCAAUGGUUAUUCUGGAUCAAGAUGCCAAACAGCUCCACCACCACCACCUCCUCCACCUCCUCCACCUCCGCCUCCAUCGGGUGGAUGGUGUUUCCAUCAGUUCAAUGAAUACUUCUUCUGGGAAUGGUGGGCUUUGACUGAGUGUAACAUUUCAUUUUGCUGUCAAUGCAUUAGGAUGGUUACCUUAACCAUCUUCGUGCUUUUUUCAUUGGUAUGCAUGGAUGAAGGAAGUUAUGAUAUACACAGAAGCCCUUGUCGAAGACAUGCCAUUUUUAAAAUAACAGAUAAAGGUAAAAAAGUCGCUGACCAGCUGAUUGCAGUACACAGUUCGAAAUCUCUAGCAUCUUGCCUUAAAAACUGCCUAGAUGUUUCGAAUUGCAAGUCAUUCAAUUUCAAACCAAAUGCUUUGCAAAACGACUGUGAGCUUUUGGAAUCAACACGAGCUUCUGGAUCUUUAGUUGGUGCUGAUGGCUGGAACCAUUAUGAACCAGUUAGUCAAUCGGUAACUCCUGGCUGUCAGGUGCUGAGUGUGGACUCUACAGCAUGUGCAGCUGGCUAUAUAUGUCAGGACGUGUGUGAGACGAACAGACGGUUCAAAUGUAUUGAUAUAAACGAAUGUGCAAGCAAUCCUUGUUAUAAUGGAGGAACAUGCAACAAUAAUAUCAAUCAUUAUUCCUGUUCUUGCAAAAAUGGCUAUACCGGAACGAGAUGCGAGACAGAUAUCAACGAAUGUGCAAGCAGUCCUUGCUAUUAUGGAGGGACAUGCAGCGAUAACAUCAAUCAUUAUUCCUGUUCUUGCGUGAAUGGUUACACCGGAACAAGAUGCGAGACAGAUAUCAACGAAUGUGCAAGCAAUCCUUGCUAUAAUGGAGGAACAUGCAAUAAUUAUGUCAAUUAUUAUUCCUGUUCUUGUGCAAACGGUUACACCGGAACAAGAUGCCAGACAGAUAUCAACGAAUGUGCAAGCAGUCCUUGCUAUUAUGGAGGGACAUGCAGCGAUAACAUCAAUCAUUAUUCCUGUUCUUGCGUGAAUGGUUACACCGGAACAAGAUGCGAGACAGAUAUCAACGAAUGUGCAAGCAAUCCUUGCUAUAAUGGAGGAAGAUGCAAUAAUUAUGUCAAUUAUUAUUCCUGUUCUUGUGCAAACGGUUACACCGGAACAAGAUGCCAGACAGAUAUCAACGAAUGUGCAAGCAAUCCUUGCUAUAAUGGAGGGGGAUGCAACAAUUAUGUCAAUUAUUAUUCCUGUUCUUGCAUAAAUGGUUACACCGGAACAAGAUGCGAGACAGGUAGUGAUGCACAUAGUUUCAAUCUAUUUUUUGUGCAAGAUAGAUAUCAAAUAAUAUUUUUUAUCUUGGACUUGAAAUAUAAAUAAAAGCAAAGGCUUUUUAGAUACACAACUUGACAACAAUUGCUACAAAAAGGUUCUUGCUACUAGUGAGAAAAAAUCAUGAAUAUUUCUAGCCAGCUUCAUCUAACGCAAUUAGCAUUAAGUACCAAAAAUUUUGGUGCAAUUAUCUUUCGAUAAAGUAGGGGAGACAGAAAUUGAUCUCACAAAAGUUUUUCUCUUCCACAGAAAUUUUUAAACCUGUUACUGAAAUUUUCAUCGAAAUUUCUAAAAUAUGACUGCAGAUUUUCCCCUUUACGCUAACGGUCGCCGUUAUUCCAGAAAGACAAAAAAAGAAAUUCAACUGAUUUUUGUUGUGAAUAGUAGCUACUAGUAUGGUGAUAUCUGUAAUAGGAAUUAAAUUCUGUUUCCAGUUAUAUUUAAGACGGGGGUGAGCGCCGAUCAUUUUUGCCCCUUUAUGCAGAGCAGCUAACAGUCAGUAUAAACCCCUUUUUUCCAGAAAAAACGAGAAAUGAUAUUCAACUGAUUUUUGUUGUAAAUGGUAGCUACUAGUAUGGUAAUAUCUUCAAUAGGAAUUAGAUUCUGUUUCCAAAAAUGGUUGAGACGACUGGGCAGUUUUUCGAAUCUUCAACCUACGCGCAAACCCGAAUCUGAAUUUGAAUCAGAUUUUGAAUCUGACUCUGCAGAAACGGAAGUAAAAACAUCAAUGGACUUAAGCCGGGCGAGCAGCACAUUUAGGUUUGGCGAUUGAAACGGGAGUCGCAGCAAACAGGUCCAGGUGCUGGAUGCUGCACCAAAUUAAAUUUAGUUCUUCACAUGAGAAGCUCAACGUUUGGAAAGAGCCUAAGACAGACACUGUCGGUUGUAGUAUAUAAUUCCAACAAUAUUGGAAUUUCUAUUUGGAUGUGGCCAAGGUCGAGUUCAGAUUGAAAGCGGAAAAGCAAAAAAAAUCAUUUUAUUAUAUAUUAACUUAUCUUAAAUAUUCUUAUUUCUGACAAUGACGACAACAUGAAUAAAACGUCAAGUUUCAUUUUAGCAUGUUGCAGAUAAUCUAGUUCCUUUUUCGAAUUUUCUUCGUCGUGAAUCGCCUAUUUUCAAAAGUCACCCUCCAUAUGUAAAGCCUUUAGUUGUUGCUCUGUGACCAAAUGUUAUAUGGGACAGGGCCAGUAAAACCAGGGGGUGGGGAGCCAUGCCCCCACUAUUGCCCAGAGAAAAGUAAGGUAUUUUAGAAAAAAGGAGAAUGAGAUGUAGUCGAUAAUUCUGUAGGUUAUUGUGCUUAUUAUUCCUUUCAAUAUCCUCUUGUUUAGUUUGUUUUUACACAAAAGACAGAAGGAAAAUUUAACACGGGAAUUUGCUUGAAGAAAGCGGUAGUUUUCCAAGUUUUACAACGAGCAACAACUUGGCUUAGAAAAUAGAUCAAGAAACCUGAUCCAGAAUACCUUGGCGCUAAAACAAAUAAAAGAGAUUUGCAUUUUCUAUGGCCUAAAAAUGGCUUACAAGGUCUAUUAUUUAACCGACAAACUCUCAAAGACGCGUUAAAAUAGAAAAAUUAGGUGUGGAAGGAAAAGAAACCGCUCGGAAAAAUUUUUUCGAGAUUAGAAUGAGAUAAACUAAUAAUCAACAGACUUGUUCUUUGCAAGUAUCGUCAAAAACACUUAGAAGUUUGAUUUUAUCGAUAAUCGAUUUAUGCUAAGAAAAGGGAAACAUCCCAAUUAAAAAACUGCAAACAAAUAUUUCGUGGUAGAAUGAUGGAGGUAGAAAGAAAAAAUAUCUUUUCUUUGAAAAUCUAGACGUAAAUGUAAAUUCUGAUAAAACUCAUUUUGACCAGCUAAGUUUGAAAGUUUUUCAAAUCUAGAGUCGUUCUUUGUUAAAAGCACUAAAUUCCCGGAAAUGUUAAGAUCAGAUUUUAAAAAAACCCAACAGUACAAAAUUUUUUAAUCUUUGAUUAUUAGAUUGUAGGUCUUCAAUUGAUAUUUAUUCGAAUGUUCAUUCAUUUUUAGUCCCCAUCCUAAUUCGGUUCUUUGCUUGAUUUUUUGCAGCUAUAACUUUGCAGCUAUAAAUAAGUUAUUCUAUAGCUUUGCAAGACCUUCCAAGUUUCAUGUCAAUAUUAGAAUGAGUGAAUCUAUAGAUCAAAGCGAUGAAAACACAAAGCCUAUCAUAACAGGCUUUGUGUGAGGUUUUCUGAAAUCUUUACAGCCUUUGAAUGUUCGAAUAAAUUGUUUAUAGCAUCAAACCAUUAAAUUCGUUACGAUUUCGACUUCUGCGCGUGCUAAGAAAAUUAGGCAUUUUCAUAGCAGUGUUGCUCAUAGAGAAGAAUUGCUUUUCGGUAAAGGAGAGACAAAACGAGAUAGAACCCCAAAGCCAGUUGCGGCUCGUGCAUCGAGGCUAGUAGGGUUCAGCCCCACCAAAGAUUUCCAAGAAUGAGCUCUAGAUUUACUUUCUUCAAUAAAAUAAACAUCCGAUAUAAUUUUGGCAUGUUUACUACUUUCUAUUUUCCUUAUGAGCCCAUUCUCUAGUUUGUUUAGGUCCCGCGUUUCUUUUGAAAACCAGGCAAAACCUGUAUCAUAAACUGUCUACUGAUUUCUGGGGCUAGCCCCAGACUAGGAGAGAAUGCACCAAUCAAGUACUUCUUAUGGCCCUAUUAUUCAAAUAAAAACUGCCUUCUGAUUGGCUUAAUCUACACCAAUCUGCAUUCUUCGGGGCUAGUUCAAGCUAGCAUCUAUCAAGAGCCGUUCUUAAACCAUGCUGGCUGGUAGAUUCAUGUUAAUUAGUGUGGGGUUACAGAACAUUCUCUUCCAAUUAUGUAACAAAGUGCUGAUUCGGCCAUUCUCGCUAUAGACUCUUUCAUGGAAGCAGUGUUGUAUAAUAUCCAAGAGGGUAUCCAAGCAGCAUCAUUUUUUUGUCUCCCUAUUUGCAAUGCGCAGGAGGAGCCUACCUUCUGGAUCAUUCAUAAAGCAUGUGACUCUGAAAAGUCUAUUUACAUCAGCUUAUAUAAGCAGUUUUCUUAAAUUUUACAAUCAAAAUACAGAUAAUUGAAGAUUCUUAUCCAAUUGUAGCGUUUUUGAGCCGCCCAUCUUAUUCGUAUUAGUGUUUUGAUUAUAUAUCGUAUCAAUUGGAAUAAUCCCAAUGAUCAAACCAAUAAUUGUCAUUACU
Messenger RNA from Rhopilema esculentum, 5251 nucleotides. The record is from RefSeq and is a predicted model, not a curated record. NCBI's taxonomy places the organism in Eukaryota, Metazoa, Cnidaria, Scyphozoa, Rhizostomeae, Rhizostomatidae.